AUGCUACUGCGCUUUUUGUUGUGUGCUUUGAUUUUGUUUCUGAGUGUACCCCCUCUGUGUGGGACGGCUGAAACGGUUUCUCAAUCCACCGGUUCUUCUCCUCGUGAAUGUCCCCCUACUGGUUCUGAUGAUGGUGCUGCAGACUGUGCUCCUUCUUCUAGUGUUGAAGUUCCUGACACAGAUGACUGCCGUACCAAGGUCGAUAAAUCUCAAUGCAGUAAAACUGCCAGGAACUUACAAGAGGAGCCGCAUCCUGCAGAUCAUGGGGGACCUGGUAGUGAAUUGGUUAACGGAGUUUCGGAGCUCGAGCCAGGUAGAGGAGAAACGGAAAAUACAUUGACUAAAGAAACAGUUGAUCUCAAGGGCCCAAAGACUGAGGCAAUCAAGAGAGAUGCUACACCACCACCACCACCGGGUAAUGGUAGCCAUAGGGACAGUACCAGCGAAAGAACUGAAUUGCCGGCCCAUUCACAACCAGCCGGUCAACAAAGUAACCUUGGUACUGCACAGUCGCAACAGAACACUAUGGAAGUGCAAAGGCCUACAACUACAGGAGAAGAUGAACCUAAAAGUAAUGAUACUACACCCAAUACAGAAUCUGCUGCCCAAACAACCGCACAACCACAAGAAAUUAUUGGACCACAAUCAUCUACUGCCGCUGGUGCUGAGACUCCUGCAUCCCCUUCACCAGAAGGAACUGCAAAUACUGCGGAUGACACUACAACACAUAAUGAGGAAUCAACCACUACCACCACCACAACAACCACAACAACACUUCCUCCUGAGACUGCAAAUAACAAGAAGGGUGAUGCAGACAGCAGCAGCAGUAUGAGCAGUUCUGUGUGGGUGCGUGUACCACUACUGAUUGUGGUUACACUGGCCUGUAUUCUUGUGUGCUGA
Trypanosoma theileri is the source of this 900-nucleotide messenger RNA. RefSeq lists its product as uncharacterized. The transcript has a single exon. Lineage: Eukaryota; Euglenozoa; Kinetoplastea; Trypanosomatida; Trypanosomatidae. The record is from RefSeq and is a predicted model, not a curated record. The coding region runs from base 1 to 900 and encodes 299 amino acids.